Molecule: messenger RNA, 4550 nt
Organism: Toxotes jaculatrix (banded archerfish)
Lineage: Eukaryota; Metazoa; Chordata; Actinopteri; Toxotidae
Product: E3 ubiquitin-protein ligase Midline-1-like
Exons: 10
Coding region: 291-2360 (689 amino acids)
Molecular function (GO): zinc ion binding; protein binding
Source: RefSeq, a predicted model, not a curated record
UGUCAUGAGAGGUGAUGACACAGUCAGGGAGACGUAUCCACAUCCUCACUGACUCCCAACUUCGCUGCUCGCCGCUGCUUCUGCCGCCGCUGCUGCUGCUGUUACUGCGUCCCACAGAGGAGAGAGGGAGCCAAAGAUAGCCUCCAUUCUCUCUCCCCACCUCUCUCUCUUCCUCUCUUUUUCACUUUGUUUGUGGAUGAUGGGAUUUUAAUCAUGUGGAAGACAGCUGAGCGGCUCUUCUGGAUUUCGCUGACGCUGCGCCUGGUCCCGCCUGGCCUCCUCUGAGCAGGAUGGACACUCUGGAGUCAGAGCUGACCUGCCCAAUCUGCCUGGAGCUCUUUGAAGACCCACUUCUGCUCCCCUGCGCCCACAGCCUCUGCUUCGGCUGCGCCCACCGCAUCCUCGUCUCCCACUGCACUACCAACGAAUCUGUUCAGAGCAUCGGCGCCUUCCAGUGCCCGACCUGUAGAUAUGUCAUUUCUCUGAGUCCGGAGCGUGGACUAGAAGGACUUAAGAGAAACGUGACCUUGCAGAACAUUAUUGACAGAGUUCAGCGAGCCUCAUCUUCAGCUGGGCUCCCUCUACCACUGCCGCUGCCUGCGCCCCACAGUGGGCCUAACUCUCCCAGCGAAGAAGGGAGCAACCGAUUGGCUCUGGUACCUGUCAGUGCCGCCAUGUCCAGCCCAGGUACGCCACCCGAACCGGUCCAGUGCCAGUUCUGCGAGCAGGACCCCCCACAGGAUGCUGUCAAGACGUGCGUGACAUGCGAGGUGUCAUACUGCGAGGAAUGCCUUAGAGCGACACACCCCAACAAGAAGCCGUUCACGGGCCACCGGCUCAUUGAGCCCAUGCCAGACUCCCACCUCAGAGGGCUCCAGUGUCUGGAGCACGAGGAGGAGAAAGUGAACAUGUACUGUGUCACUGAUGAUCAGCUGAUCUGCUCGCUGUGCAAACUGGUCGGAAGGCACAGGGACCACCAGGUGGCAGCACUGAGCGACCGCUAUGAAAAACUCCGGCAAGCCCUGGACUCCAACCUGAGUAAUUUGAUCAAGAGGAACAAUGAGCUGGAGUCCCUUAUGGGGAAACUGAUCCAGACUUGUCAACAUGUAGAGGUGAACGCGUCCCGCCAGGAGGGCAAGCUCAUGGAGGAGUGUGAUGUCCUGAUUGACAUUAUUCAGCAGAGGAGGCAGAUCAUUGGCAGCAAGAUCAAGGAGGGGAAGGCACAAAGGCUUCGGAAACUCGCCCAGCAGAUCUCCAACUGCAAGCAGUGCAUCGAGAGGUCCUCAGCCCUCAUCACACAGGCCGAUCAGACACUGAAAGAAACCGAUCACGCUCGCUUCCUGCAGACUGCAAAGAGCAUCAACGAGAGGGUUUCCAUGGCAACCACAUCAACCCAAGUGCUGAUCCCUGAGAUUCACCUGACGGACACCUUCGACACCUUCGCCCUGGACUUCACCAGAGAGAAGAAGCUGCUGGAGAAUCUGGAUUACCUCACUGCUCCAAGUGCUCCGUGCAUAAGGGAAGAGUUGUGCACGGCCUCAUACGACACCAUCACCGUCCACUGGACGUCUGAUGAUGAAUUCACAGUGGUGUCCUAUGAGCUCCAGUAUGCCAUCUUCACUGGACAGUCUAACAUUGCCAGUCUCUGUAACUCAUUGGAGAGCUGGAUGAUUGUCCCCAACAUCAAGCAGAACCACUACACAGUGCACGGCCUGCAGAGCGGCACCAAGUAUAUCUUUGUUGUCAAGGCCAUUAACCAAGCGGGAAGCAGGAGCAGUGAACCGGGGACUCUGAAAACCAACAGCCAGCCGUUCAAGCUGGACCCUAAAUCUGCUCACAAGAAGCUGAAGGUGUCUCACGAUAACCUGACGGUGGAGCGGGACGAAACCACAUCCAAGAAAGGCCACAGCCAGGACCGGUUCACCAGCCAGAGCAGCUAUGGCGUGGUGGGAAAUGUCUAUAUUGACAGCGGGCGUCACUACUGGGAGGCUCUGAUUGGAGGGAGCACAUGGUACGCUGUGGGGAUAGCCUACAAAUCAGCCCCCAAACAUGAGUGGAUCGGCAAGAACUCGGCCUCCUGGGUGCUCUGCCGCUGCAACAACUCCUGGGUGGUUCGCCACAACAGCAAGGAGCUGGCCAUCGAGCCCUCACCUCACCUGCGACGCGUCGGGGUCCUGUUGGACUACGACGCUGGAUACCUGACCUUCUACGACGCCGUGGGCUCCCAGCACCUGCACACAUUUCACGUCUCCUUCAUUCAGCCUGUGUGUCCUGUGUUUAACGUGUGGAAUAAGUGUCUGACGAUUCUCACUGGCCUACCCAUCCCUGACCAUCUAGAGGGACUGGAGCCCCACAACUGAGAGCUACAGACAGACAUGAAUAAAUCAGCAUAAACUGGCCUCAUUAUCUCAAAGCUGCACUGGGCAAGAUUUGUGAAAAUACUAAUGUUUGAAUAGAAAAAAGAAAAGUGUCCCAUCCUCUUAAAUUCUGCUGAAUUCACUCAAAAUAAAAUCUGCUCAUGUGCACUUCUGCAGUCCCAGAGGCAGCGACAAAACGGUGAGUGAAAUAUAAACUGUCUCCUAACCAGCAGCUUGCAAGAACUUUGUACAAAAAAGCUGGAAUCACUAGUGUUUGAUCGUUUUGUCUUUUCCCAUUUGGUUUUCUUUGGUACAAACCACUACAGACCAGCUGUUUUGGUAAAAACGAGCAUGUGAAUAAGCUAAUGAAAUCACUUCCUCAAUCAAAUUACUGCAAACACUUGCUGCUGUUUGUAGUGCAGCUUUAAUGUGUGAAGACAAAAAGAAUUAAUUACUGAGGUGUUUAUUCAUCAGGCUUCUCAAAAGUGAUUUUUAAUUGUUUAUUAUGAUUUCUAAAAGCAAACAUGAUGCUGGUUCAUGUUGUAUUUCACUUAAAAAGACUAAAAAAAACCUAUUCCAGAUGAAUGGCAAUAAGCUGGAGUCAGUGCGGAGGAAACAAAGACUAAUGGACUUUGUUGGACCAGAAAUUUUUACUCUAAGGCACUUUGAGCUACGAUGGGUACAUUUGUACAGCGGCAACUAGGAAACAAGCCACAAAUCAAUUUCUAAUUUUCUUUCUUUCCUUCUUUUUUUUACAUGCCGUCUUAUCAGAUAUAGCACUUUGAAAGUCCCUUAAAGUACACACUCACACACACACACACACAAAACGAAUGCAUACACACAUACCACCCCUUCUUACUUUAGUCAAUCACGGUUGCUGGAAAGAGCAGAAUAGCAGGUGUAUAUUUUGUAAAUUCGCCCCUUAUCUUCCCCUCGUUCAUUCAAAAAGGAACCAAAGUAGCCAUUGCUGUCUGUUCAGAUGUCUUUACAUAAAAUUUUACCCUUAAUAAAUGCUGAAUUAUUUUUAAAAAGUGAGAGAGAGGAAAUAGCAUUAUGCUAAUAUUAAAAGCAAAGUAUUCCUUUAAAUGUAGACCUUGUUUUUGCACAUUGUUCAUACUUUAUUCAUGGUUUUGUAGCCUAAAAGUCUCAUUCAUUUUGGUGCAAUUAACAUGCAUUCAUAUUGGCAAAGUGUUGUGUUCUGUUUGACUUAUUGUGUUAAUUUCGUUUUUUGGCAGCCAGACAAGUCGUGCCAUUAUGAUUUUAUGUGAUACAUAAUAUGUGAAUUGUGUUAUAGUUGUAGCCCCAGGUUAUUAUUGGAGCUAAGCGGUAAAAUGCACAAUUGGGUGUAAUAUUUUUUUUCUCACUUUUCUCUUAAAACAAGCUGUUUAGUGAGAUAAAUUUGUGCUGGUGUGCCAAUACUCCAGAACCAUUAAUUAGCAUUUAAUAAAGAGUGUCUUCCCGUUUUAUCUUAUAAAAAAUAUUCAAUUUUAUAUGUAUUUUCACACUGAGGUCUUAUUUCAUCAAAAACACAUACAGCAGAUUGUUUGGAAAUGUUAAAAGUUCAGUUACUCUCUAUAAAAACACACCGUUUUCACUUUAAGACAACAUAGCACAUGGAGAUGUCCUUGGACUUUGCAUAAUGACCUUAAGGUGCACUGGCUCUUUACUUCAGUCACUGGCUGAAUCUCAUUUUGAUUUUCCUUAAUUCCUUGCAAUUUAAAACAGACAAAAAGGCCUAAAUGAGAUUCAGCCACUUUUGCUCAUAGGUCACGACCCCUGCAGAAAAAUCUCCCAGAGGAACAUUGUCAAUUCUAAAUCCUAUAAUUCUAUUUUGUUCUAGAUGUAAUAAUGUAUGACAGUGACAAAAAUGGAGCUCCUCAGUGUAAAUACAAUAAUUUCCAUUUCUCGAUAUUGCGAUGUUUCAAAGCCCAGUACACUUAAAAACAUGGAGGACAAAUAACAAUCUGUUCUUUUCUAUCUAAAGUUCCUUGGCAAUAAAUUGAACUGUAUGUUUCAUUGUAUUCAAAUAUAUAGUGCUUAAUUUAAUAUUUCCAUUUGAACUUCCUGACCAUGGUGUUAUAUGUUCUGUCUCUGUGGACAUUUUUAUGGAAAAUAGAAUAUGAGUGCUUGCAUCACUGUCGUCUGAGAUAAGUCUAUGAAAAGGUCAAAAAUAAACAUUCUUUUUCACAUUAA